This is a messenger RNA of Suncus etruscus (white-toothed pygmy shrew), 462 nucleotides long. RefSeq names its product ribonuclease pancreatic-like. Gene Ontology annotation, molecular function: RNA nuclease activity; nucleic acid binding. Lineage: Eukaryota; Metazoa; Chordata; Mammalia; Eulipotyphla; Soricidae. The transcript has a single exon. The coding region runs from base 1 to 462 and encodes 153 amino acids. The record is from RefSeq and is a predicted model, not a curated record.
AUGGCUCUGAAGAAGUCCCUCAUCUUGUUUCCCAUGCUGGCUCUGAUGCUGCAGGUGCUGCUGGGGCAGGUCCAUCCUUCCCUGGCCCAGGAAUCAAGAGCGAUGAGGUUCAGAAGACAGCAUAUUGACUCAGAUAAUCCCUGUGCAGGCAGCAUAACCUACUGCGAUGUGAUGAUGCGGCGUCAGAAUAUGACUCAAGGUGCCUGCAAGCCAUUGAACACCUUUGUGCAUGCGUCCAUCCCAGUGGUUGAUGCUGUCUGCAAUAACAAUUUCACUGCGUGUGCGAAUGGGCAAAGAGUCUGCCAUCAGAGCAGCUCCCGCAUGAUACUCACAGAUUGUGUCCUGAAAAGCCGCUCCGUAUACCCCAACUGUACAUAUUGGACCAAUCCAGCCAUAAAGAACAUCCUGGUGGUCUGUGAUGGGAACCCAUAUGUGCCUGUCCACUUUGACAGUAGUAUUUAG